AUGGAUUCUACUGGUGCAGAUCAAAUCAUUGGGGCUUUAGAACUUAUCUACGAUCCUAGCUCCAAUAAUAAUCAACGUCUCGAGGCUCAGAAGUUCUUGGAAGAGAUUAAAUUACAUGAGGAAUCACCCUUUUGGGGUUACAACAUUUCUUUGAACAAUCCAAACAACUUUAUAUUGAAACAUUUUGGGUUAAGUCUAUUGGCUGAUUCAAUUAAGAAAAAUUGGAACAAUUAUGAUCAAUUGAAAAAAAUUACUAUUAGGAAAUGGGUCAUUGAAUUGAAUUAUUCUAUUACGAAUAACGAUCCUAGAUAUAUUAAAGAAAAAUUGGCCUUUUUAUGGGUAGAGAUUACAAAGAGAACCUGGGGUGAAGCAUUGAAAAAGGGAGUUCCCGAUGAUCAAGAAUUGAUUGAUUCUUGGGUAGAUAUGGAUGCCAACUUAAACGAAUUGUGGAAUAUCAAUGAAGCCUCUAGAGAACUGGCAUUAAUAAUAUUUAGAAUUCUUUUUGAAGAUGUCUUUCUAUUGGAAGAUUUAAUCGUAUUGAAAAGAAUGACUGUCAUUCAACCUCUAUGUGUCAUGAUCAUUUCCCCCAUGGAUAUUUUUGCCACAAAAUAUAAAUUCACAGAUAAAUGGACUCUAUUUAAAUCAAAUAAUGAUGGGUGGUUCCAAUUGUGGAUCUCAGAGUUGAAUAAUGCAUUAAUCCAAAACAAUUCAGAAUAUGUAAUUCGAUUAUUAGAAACAUUAAAGACCUGUUUAAAUUGGCCUCUAAGUGAAAUUCUAAUUAAAAAUGAUACUUUACAAACUUUAUUACAAUGUUGUGCAAGCAAUAUACCAAAGGCUCAAUCAAUGGCUUUGGACUCCAUCCAUAUUCUUUUAACAAGACCUUAUAACAACGAAGAACAUUAUCAAUCCAUAGUUGAUAAAGUCUUUAAUAAUAUGGAUCUUUUAAAUCAAGUAUAUGAUAAUCUACAAUUCAACCCAAUUGUAGAAAUUGAUGAAAUUAAAUAUCCAAUUGUUAAAAAAUUUGUUGAUAUGAUUAGUUGUCUUUAUGUUUGUGUAUUCAAAAUUAAAAAUAAUAAUAAUCAAAUUGAAAAAUAUUUAAAUUUAAUCCUGAGAGCAACCAAAAAUCCAAGUUUAAUUGUAAGCGGAUUAACGCUUGAUUUGUGGUGUUCAUGUUUAAGAACAGAUGAAUUCUUACCAUAUUUGAAAAAUUUGGUCAUACCAGAGCUUUUACAAUUCUCAGCAGAUUCCUUAAUUUAUUAUGAAGAAAUUAAUAAUCAUAUUUCUAAAAAAUUCAGUGAGAUUGAUUUUCAAUCAAAAUCAGAAUUCCAAAAUUUUUGUUCCACCUAUAGAAAAAGAAUAAGAGAUAUAAUUAGACUAAUUUCUUGUGUGUCAAUCGAUUACACGUAUGAUUGGUUGAAUAAUAGAUUGAAUACUUAUUUUAGUUCCAAUUAUGGUCAACAAGUCCUGAAUUCCACUUUUCUAGAUUCAAAAACAGAACCGUAUUUGAGUGCUUUAUCACAAUUUAUGAUAGUAGAAUGUUUUAUUAAUGGUUGUAUACGAUGGAAAAUUUGGUAUACAAAUACAUUGGAUUAUGAUUCUAAAUUAGAUAACAUUUUAAAUAAAUUACAAUUAUUAUCAAAUCAAUUAAUCGCCUUGAAUUUGAGAGAACCUUUAUUGUUAAAAAAACAAAUCCAAAAUUUCGCUUUAUUCUUAACAAUGUUAAAAGAUAAUGUCUUAUUUACACUUUUAGAAAAAAUUAUUACGAGUGCAACUAUGGAUUAUCCAGAAAUAGAUUUGGAUAAUAAAAGUGAUCAAUCAGAAGCAGUAAGAGAUCUUCGUUAUGCAUGUGGUAUUGAAUUGAAUAGAAUGGCACUUUUAAUGCCAGAAUCUUUAAAGAAAAUCUAUCCUGAUUUGGAAGGAGUGGUAACAAAAAUAUUACCCAAUUUAUCUUAUCAUGAAAAGAUAUCUUUUAAAUCUUUUCUUUUAACAAUCAUUUUAAAAUCAUCUCUUGAUAGAAAGGAAGAACGUUUUGCUGAAAUAGUAGAUCCUGAAUUGAUUGCUUGGUCUGACCAAGCUACAGUUAUGGGAUUAUCAGAUUUACCUUGGUUUAUGGAAAGAUUAGGAAUUGUAAAAAUUGCAGAGUAUUUUAAUAGACGUGGUAUAGAUAAAAAUAGUAAUCUCUUAUCAAUUCAAAUUGAUGAUGAAGGUAAAAAAUUGAAAGCAGAAUUAACAAAACAUUGGCAAGCAUUAUUCCCAGUAAGAGCUACAAGAAUGUUCAUUCAUUAUUCAAUGCAGAGUGUUAAAAAGGAAGAAGAAUUCGAAAUGUUAAAAUCUUUAUGGAAACCACGUAUUGUUCCAAUUUUACCUUAUAUAAUGAGAUUAUUAUAUCAAUUACAAGCAUAUCAUGAUCCCGAUAAUUGGAAAACUUUACCUGAAACCGUUCAAACUUUUGUGAAAUAUUCAACAAUUGAAAGAUUUUGGGAAGCUGGUACUUCAACAAAAUCAAAAGAUGAAUUUAUUGAUGAGCAUAUGAAAGCAAUGCACACUUUAAGAGAUUUUGCAGAUUCGGUAGGUCAUAUUGUUAGAUAUACGAGAGAAUAUACUUUGUUAGUCUUAAGUGCUAUAUCAUCUUUAGGAAAUAUAUUAUAUGAAAUUGAUGAUUCUCCAGAUUUAUUGAUGAAUUCAAUUGCUAUUUAUAAACCUCAGACGAAUAAUAGCAAUAAUAUCACUAAUAAUAAUACUAGCAAUCAUAAUGAUAUUAAUGAUAAUAAUAAUACCAAUAUUAAUAAUUCCAUUAAUCGUGAUAUUUUGAUAUCCUCAGAUAUUAUAAGUCCGGGUGUUUCAACUCAUGGCUGGAAGCAUAUUUUAAACAUUGGUAUACGUCCAAUAUUGAAAAACUUCCCAAAGGAUGCUACUCCAAAAUUUAUGAUCAAUUUCUUGCCAAAACUCUUCGAUACCUUAGAUAUUAUCUUGGUAGAAAAGUGGUCUAAGCAUGAUUAUGUUGUAGAUGCAACACCAGUCCCAACUGAUGAAGAUGAAAUGACUGAAGAAAUUUUGGAAGAAAAUUUAUUAAGACAAUUAACAACCGUUGUAGUUCGUAUCAUGAUGGAUUGUGUUGGUCAAAAUACUACUUCAAUGACGAAAGAGAAGAUUAAUCCAACUCAACAAAGAAUGAGAAAAAUUAUUUUUGAAAAUGUAAAUGUACUAGCUCCAUUUUUAAAAUUAUUAAACCAUUUGAUGUCCUUUAAAGAUAGUAAAUGUUCAUUCAAUGCUAUUUUAGUUAUGAAAGGAUGUUUAUCCGAUGUAGUUGAUAUUAAUAUGACGGUUGAUGAAUUCUUCACUGUCGAAGUUAUGAGGAAUUUAUUACUAAACAUUUUAUCUAAAAAUCAAUUUAAAGAUUCCUUUUAUGAAGCUUUACACGUUUUCAUCUCAUUAUUUUUAACUUUAUGUGAAAAAUACGAAUCAACAAGAGAUUAUUUAUAUAAGUUAUCAAAUGGAUAUGAUAUAAAUUCAUUAUAUGAAAGUUUACGGGAUACUACUGGUUUCAAAGAGCAGAGAGCUUUAAUGGUUGAAUUCAUUGAUAGAAUAAAGCAGAUUUAUAAUACAGACGAGUCAGAGGGUGUAGAUCAUGCCACUGUUGAGAGAAGGAGACAAGAGAAACGUGAGGCUACCAUUAAAAAGGCGACAGAAAGAUUAGUUCAAAAGAAUAAAGACACAGCAGGUGAUAUUUUGGAUGACCCAAACACUGAAGAUGCGAACUUAGGAAAUCUAUUUGGUUCUGCAUAA
Messenger RNA from Henningerozyma blattae CBS 6284, 3786 nucleotides. It is a transcript of the gene MSN5, whose product is annotated as karyopherin MSN5. NCBI's taxonomy places the organism in Eukaryota, Fungi, Ascomycota, Saccharomycetes, Saccharomycetales, Saccharomycetaceae. Gene Ontology annotation, molecular function: nuclear export signal receptor activity; RNA binding; small GTPase binding. The transcript has a single exon. The coding region runs from base 1 to 3786 and encodes 1261 amino acids. Gene Ontology annotation, biological process: RNA export from nucleus; protein export from nucleus. The record is from RefSeq and is a predicted model, not a curated record. Gene Ontology annotation, cellular component: cytoplasm; RNA nuclear export complex; nucleus.